Molecule: messenger RNA, 816 nt
Organism: Stegostoma tigrinum
Lineage: Eukaryota; Metazoa; Chordata; Chondrichthyes; Orectolobiformes; Stegostomatidae
Gene: uraha
Product: urate (5-hydroxyiso-) hydrolase a
Exons: 6
Coding region: 308-724 (138 amino acids)
Biological process (GO): purine nucleobase metabolic process
Molecular function (GO): hydroxyisourate hydrolase activity
Source: RefSeq, a predicted model, not a curated record
AUCACGGAGGAAGAGAGGCACGGAAAGGGACAGUGGGAGCAGUGAACGAAACUGACAGAACUGCCAUACACGAAUUCAAUAGCAUUGCUUCUCGUGCAUUGCAUCACUCAGUGGGUAGAAUAGGUUAUGCAGGUUUGGAUCAGGGCAUGGAUAUUGACAGAGCCAUCAUUACGAAAAAAGCAAACACUUCAGAUUUGAAUGACAAUCUCAAGGCAACCACAAAGCUGAAAACCAGGAAUUCACCGCAUAGAUUUUCUGCUGUCACAUAUGUGAGUGCAUCACAUAUCUCAAAGGAACAUUAGAUUAAAUGAGUGCACAGCGCCUUUGGCAAAUUCAGGAUCAUCUCAAAUUUAAAAAGGGUAAUUCUUCAGACCUCAAAAUGUCACAGAGUCCUCUAACUACCCAUGUACUCAACACAGCACAAGGCAUCCCUGCUGCACAUGUCGCAGUCAGUGUUGUCAGACUGGAGGACAAGGGAUGGAGAGACAUUGCAACAGGGGUAACAAACUCCGAUGGCAGGUGCCCAGGUCUGCUUACGUCAGAAAACUUUGUCCCUGGGAUAUACAAGAUGAAGUUUGCGGUAGAUGAGUAUUGGCAAUCAUUAAAGAUGGCCAGUUUCUAUCCAUACAUAGAGGUUGUCUUCAACAUCUCUGAUGCAUGUCAGAAGUACCACAUUGCUCUUCUCCUGAGUCCUUUCUCAUACAGUACCUAUAGAGGAUCCUAAGCACUAACAUGAACUACAUAUUAAGUCUUAGAUACUCCAUAUGGAAGCAUCACCAUGCCAGUGUUGAGAUUUGAAUAAAGUUCAGAAAAUGA